AUGGCCAACGGUACCGGCACUGGCCUCCACGUAGCCAUCAUAGGCGGCGGAAUCACAGGCGUAAUCCUGGCGCUUGGACUUGAGCAGCGCGGAGUAUCCUACACGCUAUACGAGCGCGCGCCAGCAUUCACAGAGAUUGGGGCCGGCAUCGGAUUCAGUCCGAACGCAGAGCGCGCGCUCAAGGUCGUCGAUCCCAAAGUAUACUCAGUAUACAAGAAGGUGGCGUCGACGACGGGGGAUGAAGAGGAUUAUUUCAACUGGGCCGACGGGCACAAGUCCAAUGAGAUGAUCGCGCGCCUUCUUAUCGGCGUCGACGCGUUUCAAGGCGGCAGGCGGUCUGACUUCCUCGAGGCAUGGUCGACGCUGAUUCCGAGCGAGAAAGUGAGGUUCGGCAAGGAGUUUCUAUCAGCCUUUGAGAGGGAGGACGGGAAGGUGUCUCUGAAGUUUAAAGAUGAGGGUGUAGAUGAGGCGGAUAUAGUCAUUGGUUGCGACGGUAUUCGCUCGCGGGUGCGCCAGAUCAUCCUCGGCGAGAAUUCCCCUGCAGCACAUCCGAAAUACACGAACAAAUUCUGCUUCAGGGCGUUACUGCCCAUGGAUAAAGCACGGGCGGUUCUCGGCACCACCAGAACCGAGAGCCGGUUUAUGUACAAUGGGCCAGGCAGACACGCAAUAACGUACGCGGUCGCCAACGGGGCUCUCCUAAACGCGCUUUUCGUCAUCCAUGAUCCGAACCCGUGGCCGUUUGAACGCCACACAGCGCCAGGGACAAAGCAAGAAGUCGUCGACGCAUACGCGGACUGGCAUCCCGCCGUGCGGGGUCUCGUCGACCUGCUCCCCGAGAAGUUAGACAAGUGGGCGAUUUUCGACAUGUACGACGAUCCAGCGCCGUAUUACAAUCGCGGGGCUAUCGCGCUCGCUGGCGACGCGGCACACGCAUCUGGUCCGCAUCUCGGGUCUGGCGCCGGGUUCGGCAUUGAGGAUGGCUUGGUGCUAGCUACGAUACUGCAAGCCGCAGACGAAGAAAUCCGAGUGAACAAGAGGGCAAAGGCAGAAGUAUCUCACUGCGCCCUUGAAGCUUAUAACAAGAGGCGGUAUGACCGUAGCGGGUGGCUGCCUGGGGCGACAAGAGAGGCCGUGGACCUCUUCCAGAUGACCAAAAAGGAGUGGCAUGACGAGGAUCGUGAAAGCUACUUGCGCGGAGUUAGUAGGCUGUACCACUACAUCUGGGAUCAAGACAUCGACGAGAUGGUAAAAGAAGCCACAUUGGCUUUUCACGACCAAAUGCACAUGACAGCGGCAUAG
Xylaria bambusicola is the source of this 1302-nucleotide messenger RNA. RefSeq lists its product as uncharacterized. The record is from RefSeq and is a predicted model, not a curated record. The transcript is spliced from 2 exons. Lineage: Eukaryota; Fungi; Ascomycota; Sordariomycetes; Xylariales; Xylariaceae. The coding region runs from base 1 to 1302 and encodes 433 amino acids. Gene Ontology annotation, biological process: secondary metabolite biosynthetic process. Gene Ontology annotation, molecular function: FAD binding.